Gossypium raimondii (Peruvian cotton) is the source of this 2292-nucleotide messenger RNA. RefSeq names its product pentatricopeptide repeat-containing protein At2g03880, mitochondrial. Gene Ontology annotation, molecular function: zinc ion binding; protein binding; RNA binding. The coding region runs from base 160 to 2091 and encodes 643 amino acids. Gene Ontology annotation, biological process: RNA modification. NCBI's taxonomy places the organism in Eukaryota, Viridiplantae, Streptophyta, Magnoliopsida, Malvales, Malvaceae. The transcript has a single exon. The record is from RefSeq and is a predicted model, not a curated record.
UUCCUUCUUCAUAGAGGCUCUCAGUCCUCUCUUUGCUCUUGUAUUUCUCGUCAUUUGCAGGGCUGAGGAAAUACAUGGAGACACCAAAGGAAUUUCAACGUGUAUGUUAGCCAUCGAAAUUCUUGAAGAAAGAGAAUGGGAAACUGCUAAAACAAAGCAAUGAGAACCGUAUCAGCAAAGCUAAAACACAUAGGAACUUCGCUUUCUUCAUCAUCACGUCCUUAUUCUCUAACUCCUCUUGCCUCCUCCCAUGGUAAACCCAGAAACCCGCCUUCACCGACUCUUCUAAAUGAAUUCGUGAACUUCUGCUACCAAAGGGACCUUCCUAAGGCUAUGAAUGCCAUGGCUGCCAUGGAAAGACACGGGAUUUAUGCUGAUUCUAUCACCUACUCUGAGUUGAUCAAGUGCUGCCUAGCUCGCAACGCUGUUGAACAAGGGAAACUCGUUCACAAGCACGUUUUCUCAAAUGGGUAUCAGCCAAAAACGUUUCUCGUCAACAUUCUGAUCGGUAUGUAUGUUAAGUUUAAAUUAUUAGAUGAAGCGCAGGCAUUGUUCGACCAAAUGCCUGAAAGAAAUGUUGUUUCGUGGACGACGAUGAUAUCUGCUUAUGCUAAUGCCAAGCUAAGUGACAAGGCGUUGGAAUUCUUCGUUUUAAUGCUUAGAGAAGGGGUGUUGCCUAAUAUGUUUACUUUCUCCUCGGUUUUGAGAGCCUGUAAUGGGCUAUUCAACGUUAGGCAGCUUCAUUGUGGUAUGAUUAAGCUUGGGUUAGAAUCUGAUGUUUUUGUUAGGAGUGCUCUUAUUGAUGUUUAUUCAAAGUUAGAUGAGUUAAAAGAUGCAAUUUGCGUAUUCAAUGAAAUGGAAACUAAGGACUUGGUUGUUUGGAACUCCAUUAUUGGAGGGUUGGCGCAGAAUAAUGAUGGGGAUGAAGCUUUGGAUCAGUUUAAGAGGAUGAAAAGAGCUGGCUUUACAGCUGAUCAAGCGACACUAACAAGCGUUUUGAGAGCAUGUACUGGUUUAGCUCUUUUAGAAGUAGGGAGGCAAGUCCAUGUUCAUGUGUUGAAGUUUGAUGUGGAUUUGAUACUCAAUAAUGCACUUUUGGAUAUGUAUUGUAAGAGUGGUAGCCUAGAGGAUGCCAAGUCGGUUUUCGAACGGAUGGUUCAUAAGGAUGUGAUUUCAUGGAGUACAAUGAUUGCAGGGUUAGCUCAAAAUGGGUUCAGCCAAGAGGCAUUAAAGCUCUUUGAUUUAAUGAAAGCUUCAGGUAUCAAACCAAAUUAUAUCACCAUCCUUGGGGUUCUUUUUGCUUGUAGUCAUGCCGGACUUGUGGAUGAUGGGUUGUAUUAUUUUCGAUCAAUGAAGAGACUUUAUGGGAUUGAUCCUGGAAGGGAACACUAUGGUUGCAUUAUUGAUCUUCUUGGAAGGGCCGGUAAGGUUGAUGAAGCAGUGAGAUUGGUUCAGGAAAUGGAAUGUGAACCAGAUGCUGUGACAUGGAGAACUUUGCUUGGUGCAUGCAGGGUUCACCAUAAUGUGGAUUUAGCGAUAUACGCAGGUAAACAAGUUCUAAAACUCGAUCCUGAAGAUGCAGGGACGUAUGUAUUGUUGUCCAAUAUUUAUGCAAAUUCUCAGAGAUGGGAAGAUGUCUCUGAAAUUAGGAGGCAAAUGAGAGAGAAAGGCAUUACAAAGGAGCCAGGUUGCAGCUGGAUUGAAGUGAAUAAACAAAUUCAUGCUUUUAUUGUGGGGGAUACUGCUCAUCCGAAGAUUAACGAAAUCAACAGGCGGCUAAAUCAGUUGAUUCACAAACUAAUGGGAAUCGGUUAUGUUCCAGACACUAAUUUUGUUCUGCAAGAUCUUGAGGGGGAACAAAGAGAUGACUCACUUUGGUAUCAUAGUGAGAAGUUGGCAAUUGUAUUUGGUUUAAUGAGUUUGUCAAGUGGCAGUGUUAUUAGGAUUAGGAAAAACCUUAGAAUCUGCGGAGACUGUCAUACCUUCGCAAAACUUGUCGCAAAGAUGGAAUGUCGAGUUAUCGUCAUCAGAGAUCCUAUUCGUUACCAUCAUUUUCAGAACGGAGUAUGUUCCUGUGGCGACUAUUGGUAGCAAGUGAUGCCAUACGGUCAUGAGUUCGAAUUUCGUUCAAACUACAAAUACAGGGACAAGUUUCCUUUUAAGGAAGAUUCUCCAGUUACGGUUUGUUUAUCGGUAUACGCUUUCUUGAAAGCAUAGAGUAAUCCUUCACAGUAAAAACGAAAAGAAAGGAAAAGGGGAGGGGAAGGGGAAGAAGAGCAAUGGAGCAUCCAA